AUUCGACUCCACGUCACUUUGGAACAAUUAGAAUCAGCUUUUAUUUGUUUAUCACUUACUAUGCGAUGUAAUCGCUACGUUUUACCUCAGAGUGACACAGCGAUUUCACUUAUGAAUAAUCCCCGGUGACAGGACUAUCCCGGUCGUGAGAUGCUGGAGAUCCCGUCGAAAUAUGACACUGCAAUCGAUUUUAUUUAGCAUACAUGCUUACGCAUUUCAACUCUAUUAAUUGAUCCACAAUAUCCUCAUACGGUUGGGAUAAACCCAAUCGCUCCUCCCUCUCUUUACCUGUGGAAUAGCCGACUACUUGUACAUUAUCACUAUCUCCGAUUGCCGUCGAACUCUGGAGACCGAUAUUCAGUAGUCGAGAGCUCAAUUCAUUGAGCUACAGUGGUCAAUCCUUUCUCUCGGGUUCCAUAAAUCAUUACAAAGUAAAGUUACUGUGAUAACACAGACGAAGACUUCGGAUGAUAUCAAGACUUGAAGGAUAUUAGUUAUCACAAAUGAUAAACAAAUUAGUCGAAUUUCUACUGAUAUCGAGAGCGUGUGAAAUGCGAUAAAUUUGUUGAUGGCCCAAGGCAUUAACAUCCUGUCAUUCAGUGGAUUAAAAAAAAUGAGACAAGACAUUAUCACUCUCUGCCACUGGUAGGCAAAGCAGAUAAUAGCGUUUGUGUUACUCACAUGCGAAUUACCAGGCAUACGAGAUUUUUUAUUCAACUGUGAUUAAUACAAUAACUGAGACUCCACGUGUGGUUAACAGGAAAAUGAUUUUGGAAACGAAAGAGAGGGAAGCAGAGAAGGCAUAUUAUUAUAUACAAAUUUAGAAACUGACGUAUCCAAAGGCUAUUUUCAUCAUAAUCAGUACCGAGUUCUGCGAGAGAUUCUCAUUCGUUGGAAUGCGAACAAUUUUAGCAUUAUAUAUUAAAAAUAAACUGGAUUUUAAUGAUGAUGCGUCAACUGUCAUCUUCCACUCAUUCUCAAUGCUGGUGUUCACCUUUCCGUUGUUUGGUGCCAUACUGGCUGAUUCGAUAAUGGGAAAAUUCAGGACAAUCGUUUACUUCAGUAUUAUUUACUCACUGGGUCAGCUACUACUUUCCGCCAGCGCUGUACCAACGUUGGGAUUACCCAUGAGAGAAUUCUCGAUGAUUGGACUGCUGUUAAUUGCAAUAGGCACAGCUGGAAUAAAACCGUGUGUAGCUGCAUUUGGUGGCGAACAAUUUAUUCUCCCUGAACAGCAAAAACAUAUCACCACGUUCUUCUCACUGUUCUGUCUCGCGAUAAGCGUCGGAUCAACUAUUUCUGCAUUUACAACUCCACAGCUUCGAGCAGGCAUCAAAUGUUUCGGAGAACAAGACUGCUAUUCAGUUGCUUUUCUGAUUCCUACUGCACUUAUGGUCAUAGCAACAGUGAUAUUUGUUGUUGGUAAACCCUUGUACAGGAUAGAGAAACCGAGGGGAAAUGUUGCCCUGAAUGUCAUUAAAUGUAUAUCACACGCUGUAUCCACAAAAUUGAAAGCAAAUGUAAUCAUGCAUCGUCAACACUGGCUCGAUUACGCAGACGAUAAGUACGAUUCGAAAUUAAUUUUCGAUAUUAAAGAAGUUCUGUAUGUUCUGAAAAUCUUCAUUCCUGUGCCAUUAUUCUUUGCACUUGUCGAUCAACAAGGAUCGCGAUGGACAUUUCAAGCUACAAGAAUGGAUGGAGAGAUUGGAAACUACCUCAUUAAGGCUGAUCAAAUGCAAGUUAUUCCUGCACUCUUAGUCAUCAUUCUUAUUCCAUUAGUUGACAGAUGUGUCUAUCCCCUAUUUGCGAAGAUCGGAUGUCUGGAUACGCAAUUGAAAAAGAUCACAACUGGUGGACUCUUAGCAUCUGUGGCAUUCGUGAUUUCGGCUCUUGUCGAAUUAAAGCUGGAGACAACAUAUCCAACUCAUCCAACAAAUGGACUAGCGCAAGUGCGAAUUUUCAACCCGAGAGACUGUCAGUUACCUAUUGUGAUAAACAAUCAAGCCCUGAUGCUGGAGCCAUUUGGAAUUUGGGAGGACAAUGCUAUCGUUGCAAAAGGUAAUCUAUCAAUACCUUAUACUGCUGAUUUUUCCCAAUGUGGGGGAGUAAAUAAAUCAGAGGGAUUGAUCACGGCUGUGGAGGCACAGGCAACCUCAUACGUACUUCAGCCAUUGACUCCUUACUCCUACAAGGACGCCAUCAACAAGACGAGCAGUGGAAAUCCCGCGAUUCGGGUACUGGGCUACAAUAUCCUGAAUCCCAAUGCCACCACUAAGGUUGAGCUAUCAGGUGUAAAUUACGUUUUCGAAAUAAAUCGGUCGACGUCUGAUGUACCUCAAAUAACGCCAGUGGCCGAGUUCAACCCGGGAACGUAUCAAGUCAAAGUUGAUGGGACUUAUGUGGAGUCGAUAACACUCAAAGUCGGUGGUGUUUACACAUUACAAACGUAUGUGACUGCCAAUGGCACGAGAUUAGGUCUUACAACAGUUACUCCACCAAAUUCAAUUCACAUUUUGUGGCUCCUUCCCCAGUAUAUCGUCAUUACUAUUGGCGAAGUUCUUCUGGGUGUCACAGGGCUCGAAUUUGCAUUUACCCAAGCACCAGCCUCCAUGAAGUCGAUUGUUCAAGCUGCUUGGUUGUUGACUGUCGCUGUUGGUAAUCUCAUUGUUGUCAUCAUUGCUAAGGCAAAGAUAUUCGACCGACAGGCGUCGGAGUUCUUCUUCUUCGCUGGGCUGAUGGCAGUUGAUAUGAUAAUACUGGCUGUAAUGGCGAAAUUCUAUAGGUACAGAAAUAUCGAUAAUAACUCGCAAGUAAUUGCAUGUGAGGAUUUGCACGCAACAUUUGAAGAACCGGAGGAUCGUGGCAAGAGAACUCCAGUUGAUGUUGGGGAGAACAUUCGACUGUGGAGUUUCAACCGCGAAGCAAAUCCUUAACUAAGUUUAAGCUGUAUAUUCUGAAUUUUGGACUAUUUGUCGAGUCAUCUGUAAUAACGUCACAAUUUCACAUAUAUCUUCCUCAUUAUUUGUAUGAAAAUACGUCGACGAGAUGUAGAAGCUAGAAGAGUGUCUCAAAACGCGUCAAAAUGUGAAUUAAAAUGAUCCCCAAGAUAUAGUAAAGUGCCAGUUCACAAUGAAACUCCAGUCCGAAUAUCGAUAUAAAUAAAUUUUCAGGCUCAGACUAAAAUCCUUUUAAAAAAUUGUAAACCCCAUUCAAUUCUACAUUCCCAGAAAAUAUAAAAUUUCAUUAAUUCGUCACUGACUAA
Molecule: messenger RNA, 3262 nt
Organism: Diachasmimorpha longicaudata
Lineage: Eukaryota; Metazoa; Arthropoda; Insecta; Hymenoptera; Braconidae
Product: peptide transporter family 1-like
Exons: 9
Coding region: 897-2933 (678 amino acids)
Biological process (GO): dipeptide import across plasma membrane
Cellular component (GO): plasma membrane
Molecular function (GO): dipeptide transmembrane transporter activity
Source: RefSeq, a predicted model, not a curated record